Messenger RNA from Lachancea thermotolerans CBS 6340, 684 nucleotides. It is a transcript of the gene VPS60, whose product is annotated as Vps60p. NCBI's taxonomy places the organism in Eukaryota, Fungi, Ascomycota, Saccharomycetes, Saccharomycetales, Saccharomycetaceae. Gene Ontology annotation, biological process: vesicle budding from membrane; late endosome to vacuole transport via multivesicular body sorting pathway. The record is from RefSeq and is a predicted model, not a curated record. Bases 1 to 684 code for a protein of 227 amino acids. The transcript has a single exon. Gene Ontology annotation, cellular component: multivesicular body.
AUGAACAGAAUCUUUGGAUAUGGCGGGCGCAAGAACCACGAGCAGCUUUUGCAGGACUCCAACAAGGCCAUGAACGAGGCACAGCAGUCCAUGCAACAACGUAUUUCGGGCAUUGACACUCAGAUUUCACAACUAAACGUGCAAUUGCAAGCUAUACAACGGAAGAUCUCAUCAACCAAAUCUGCAGCGGGCCAGAAGCCUUUACGGCAGCGCGCCCUAAAGCUGCUCAAUAAGCGCAAGCAGCUGGAAGGAAUGAGAGACUCCUUGGACUCACAGUCGUGGUCCAUGAACCAGGCUCAAAUGACUAGCGACAACCUCAGGAACACAAUGGUGACUGUCAACGCCCUCAAGCAAACCAAUAAAGCUCUGAAAGCUCAGUAUGGCAAGAUCAACGUUGACAAACUCCAAGACAUGCAGGACGAGAUGCUCGACCUUGUGGAACAAGGUGAGGAGCUCCAGCAAGUGCUAGCAAUGGGCAGUGGCGCCCAAGACUUCGACGACAUCAGCGAGACCGAGCUCGAUGCAGAGCUGGAGGCUCUUGGGGAUGACCAGCUCUACGGAGAAAUGAACUUAGAGGGCGACACCGCAGGUGAAAUCCCCUCCUACCUAAGCGGGACGGUACCUCAGUUCGUGGAUGAAGAGCCCCUAUCGGAGGCAGAGGGCAAGCUGGAGACUGCUACGUAG